Molecule: messenger RNA, 1172 nt
Organism: Sorex fumeus (smoky shrew)
Lineage: Eukaryota; Metazoa; Chordata; Mammalia; Eulipotyphla; Soricidae
Gene: ACOT7
Product: acyl-CoA thioesterase 7
Biological process (GO): palmitic acid biosynthetic process; acyl-CoA metabolic process
Cellular component (GO): cytosol; extracellular exosome; nucleoplasm
Molecular function (GO): long-chain fatty acyl-CoA binding
Source: RefSeq, a predicted model, not a curated record
AUGGCGCCGCCCGGGCUCAUUCAUUCCGCGCCUGCCCGGCCGUCCACCUGCGCGCUCCUCCGGGCCCCGCUGCCGCCGCCGUCGCCGCUGGCCGCCGCCGCCGCCGCCGCCGCCACCAUGUCGGGCCCCGCCACCGAGCCGCCGUCGGCCAUCCAGAUCUGCCGGAUCAUGCGGCCUGACGACGCCAACGUGGCGGGCAACGUGCACGGGGGCACCAUCCUGAAGAUGAUCGAGGAGGCGGGCGCCAUCAUCAGCACCCGCCACUGCAACAGCCCGCAGAAUGGGGAGCGCUGCGUGGCAGCCCUGGCGCGCGUGGAGCGCACGGACUUCCUGUCGCCCAUGUGCAUCGGGGAGGUGGCGCACGUGAGCGCCGAGAUCACCUACACGUCCCGGCACUCCGUGGAGGUCCAGGUGCACGUCAUGUCCGAGAACAUCCUCACGGGGACCAAGAAGCUGACCAACAAGGCCACCCUGUGGUACGUGCCCCUGUCCCUGAGGAACGUGGACAAGGUCCUGGAGGUGCCGCCCGUCGUGUACUCGCGGCAGGAGCAGGAGGAGGAGGGUCGCAAGCGGUACGAGGCCCAGAAGCUGGAGCGCAUGGAGACCAAGUGGCGGGACGGGGACAUCGCACAGCCCGUGCCGAACCCCGAGCCCAACACGGUCAGCUAUAGCCAGUCCAGCCUGAUCCACCUGGUGGGCCCCUCGGACUGCACGCUGCACGGCUUUGUUCACGGAGGGGUCACCAUGAAGCUCAUGGACGAGGUGGCCGGCAUCGUGGCUGCACGCCAUUGCAAGACCAACAUCGUGACGGCCUCGGUGGACGCCAUCAACUUCCACGACAAGAUCCGGAAGGGCUGCGUCAUCACCAUCUCGGGCCGCAUGACCUUCACCAGCAACAAGUCUAUGGAGAUCGAGGUCCUGGUGGACGCUGACCCCGUGGUGAACGACUCGCAGAAGCGCUACCGGGCGGCCAGCGCCUUCUUCACCUACGUGUCCCUGAGUGAGGAGGGCCGGCCGCUGCCCGUGCCGCAGCUCGUGCCCGAGACCGAGGAUGAGAAGAAGCGGUUUGAGGAGGGCAAAGGGCGGUACCUGCAGAUGAAGGCCAAGCGCGUGGGCCAAGGACAGCCUCAGGCCUAGACCCCCCCUCCCUCCCCCCGUUCAUGUUGAGAGCU